UCCGUCUCGUUGAGUAGUCGCAUACUCCCCGAGAUGGCUGCCAUCAUAUCCAAACUCAAGAGCUCACCGAGCACUUUGCCGCUGCCUCUUGAAAACAACCCUAUUCUUCAGUACUUCGAUAUCGGGAGGGAAACAAGCUGCGCUGGACCCAGUCUCGUGUGGCGUGUGCAUGACGCUAUUCGCAAAAGUGAUUUAAAGGAAUGCUCGGUGUUCUUCUUCGAUAAGCGGAUAGCAGAUAAACUUUACAAGCCAAAAAGGAAGGAGAGUAUGCUUGACCGUAUUAAGGCAAGCGUGAACAUGCUAGACAGAUUGCGCCAUCCGAGGAUGCUACAAAUAAUUCAUUCACUUGAAGAAGGUCAGCAUACUCUGGCGUUUGCAUCCGAAUCUGUUUAUGCGAGCCUCCAUAACAUCCUUGCUUGGCAAUCAUCCCCGAUACCGCCAGGUGGUCAGAUGCCCGUAAUGCCGCAUCCCAUAUCAUUGGGACCGCCGACAGCGCAAAUGAUGCCACCUCAACCGCCAUCGCAGCGUCCUCCAUUUGCACGAGAAUAUCAUUUUCUCGACAUUGAACUUCGUUUUGGCAUGCUUCAGAUCAUCGAAGCGCUACAUUUCAUGCACUACAGCAUUAGGCAAAUCCACCGCAACAUUUGCCCGCAAAUAAUCAUCGUUACUAAGCGGGGGACUUGGAAGCUAUUUGGGCUCGAAUUUGUCGAAACCGUCGUUGGACUUGAUCCAACUGAUAUGAUCGCCGUGCCACCAUGGUCUAUAAAAGUAGCCAAGAUAUGCCAACCUAACCUUGAUUACUUAGCUCCAGAAGUGCAGAUAAAUGGACAUUGUACCAUACUAUCCGAUAUGUUCUCUUUGGGGCUGAUAAUAUGCGCUCUCUUCAACCAAGGCAAGUCGCUGCUUCAAGCUAACAACAACCCCAUGCUUUACAUGAGGCAGAUUGAGUUUUUGGACCAGCAAGUGAACGCCGUGCUGUCUCGUAUACCGCCGGGUCUGCAAGAGGCCGUACAGCGUCUGCUCUCUCGGGACCCGCAUCCGCGUCCCUCAACUCAAUUGCUGCCGCUCAUCAACUACUUCAAAUGCCAAAGCGAGCCAGCUAUUCAAGCGAUGCAGUUCCUGGACGUCAUCAGUAUGAAAGACGAUGCUCAAAAGAUUCACUUCUACAAAGGCCCCCUGAUUGAGGCUCUGCCGUUCAUACCGAAGAAGUUACGUUGGCAGCUUGUUUGGCCAGCUAUGGAGGGCGAGGUCAAGUCUCCAGAGAUUUUGGGCUCCGUUCUCGGUCCCAUUAUGUGGAUGACGAAUGAAUGUUCUCUGGAGGAGUUUGAGAGCUUUAUCCUACCAGUUCUGAAAAGCGUGGAUUUCAUGGACCUGAUGGAAUCAUCGAACACUGAGCCCUGUGAAACAUUGCUAGAGAACUUGCACUAUUUGAUAAGUAAGUCUUCGCAGGAGGAAACUAACAACAAAAUCAUGCCACUGCUUUACGCUGCUAUGGACAACGAAAACAGGCACAUACAGACUGCGGCUUUAAUUGCCGUACAGAAUAUAACAGGUUUUAUCACUGAUAGAGAAUUACACAACAUAAUUCUAACCAAAGUGAAGACUCUGCUCGAACUGAACCAGAAUGAUGUCAAAGUUAUAAACCUAGUACUCGGUUUCUUUGAGAUGGUUCUUCUUCGACUACAAAGAAACCAUGUAUCGGAAGUCGUUAUACCGACGCUUCUCGUCAUGAGGCUGAAUGAUGCUGAUGUCAUUACUCGUGUCGUUAAACUUUAUAAAUCCAUGAUAUUGGAAACAAGGUUCGAUGUAAACACCAACGUUAUGGCCACCAAGAUGAUACCUUCCUUGGCGCCUCAAACUGUCAACCCAACACUUGAUUUGGAACAAUUUGGCUUUUUGAUGGAGAUUAUCUAUGAUAUGCUUGAGAACAUUGACAAGCAACAACGUAGCCAGUUGAAGGAUACAAGUAUUCCUGUGCCCACACCUGAACGUCGUAUCUUCCGCCAACAAACGAGCACAGAUAUUAUUAACCCUCCACCGUUUAGCAUUCCCAACUUACGGGUGGAGAGACGGAAGACAUCCAGCGCCGAGGAAAUGGCUCGUAAAAACUUAGCCGCCGGUCCUUCGACCUCCAAGGCCACCAGUAGCGCCGCGGGUAGUACGGGCAUCGGCCAAUGGUUCUUCGGUUCGAACAACUCUACAACCAACGACGGCAACUUCCUACGUGUUGCAAGCGUCUUUCCUAAUCGGCGCUUAUCAGAUAACACUUUGAUGACACCCAAGAUUCGCAUUGCUCCAUCUUGUGCUUCAUCUCCAGGAGGAACUCCAGGCGGCACCUCUGGAUUACCAACUCGGCGCCAUUCGAGCAUUGGACCGCAAGAGCGUCGAGGAUCUGCUGUAAACUUAUCACCACCCACUGUCCGUCAGUACAGAGGACGUGGCGGCUCAGGCUCGAGCCUAUCCGUGCCGUCCACCUCACAUCACGUUGGUGGUUCGAUGCCGAAUACGUCAUCAAGCGUUCCGUUCUUGCUGACAUCAUCAAUGCAGUCGGUCAGGUCAAGGCGACCUUCCGCCUGCCUCAGCGGCUCGCAGGGCUCCGGGAUUCUUCAUCAGCUUAGCAGUGGCAUGGUAAGGCAUCUUCCGGUUGGCUCUCACGGCAAUGUACCGCAGGUGCAACAGCCAUGGGGUACGUUACAGGGCGCAACGUCCGCAGGCUACAGCGCUUUACGGCACACGGCUUUGGCAGUCAGGAAAUGCCCUUCUCUAAAUAUCACACUAACCCGUUAAACGGUUGCUGUGUUACUCACUCGUAAAAACAAAACCCCUCCUUACCUUUUAUCCUUAUUUGUUAUACGAGUGGGAUGAUUUUGGCGCUGCUCUGAAUUAAUCGAUACAUCGCUCACAGCGUUCCAAAGCACUUUAAGAACCUUUUAGCACCUUACCCUCCCGUAAUG
Molecule: messenger RNA, 2954 nt
Organism: Vanessa atalanta (red admiral)
Lineage: Eukaryota; Metazoa; Arthropoda; Insecta; Lepidoptera; Nymphalidae
Gene: bma
Product: SCY1-like protein 2
Exons: 16
Coding region: 34-2787 (917 amino acids)
Biological process (GO): protein phosphorylation
Molecular function (GO): protein kinase activity; ATP binding
Source: RefSeq, a predicted model, not a curated record